AUGCCUAGAUCGUCUGCAGCUUCUGUGAAGAAAUCCUCGAAGAUGGUGUCUGCCAAGAAACCUGUAGUGAAGCCGUCCCAUCCACCAACCAGCGAGAUGGUUAACGCAGCCAUUGGAGCCCUCAACGAAAAGAAGGGCUCGUCGCUCCAAGCUAUCAAGAAAUACAUCGCUGGCACUUACGUCGUUGAUGUCGAAAAAAUGGCUCCGCUGAUCAGGAAGUACUUGAAAACUUCUGUUGAGAAAAACAUCCUUAUACAGACCAAGGGUAUUGGUGCAUCUGGUCGCUUCAAGCUUACAGUCAAACCAGGUGGAAAAUCUAGCAACAUCACCAGGCCCACGCGUCAAGCGCCAGCUACAACUUCGCCGAAGGCAAAGAAGACCAGCAAAUCACCAGCUGCUAAACCCAAGACUCCAAAGCCCAAAAAGUCGACCGCAGCCAAGCCUAAAAAAGCUUGA
Messenger RNA from Copidosoma floridanum, 456 nucleotides. RefSeq names its product histone H1-like. Gene Ontology annotation, biological process: nucleosome assembly; negative regulation of DNA recombination; chromosome condensation. Gene Ontology annotation, cellular component: nucleosome; nucleus. Lineage: Eukaryota; Metazoa; Arthropoda; Insecta; Hymenoptera; Encyrtidae. Gene Ontology annotation, molecular function: structural constituent of chromatin; double-stranded DNA binding; nucleosomal DNA binding. The record is from RefSeq and is a predicted model, not a curated record.